AACCUUCAGGGAUUCAUCUUGUAUUCACUGAAUGAUCAGAAAACAGCUGAAGAAAAGUUUGAUGAAGUCAUGGAGUUGGACCCUAACAACAUCAUUGCAACUGGAAACCUGGCAGUUCUCUAUAGGCGCCAGUCCAAAUUGAAACUUUUCCAUGAAUUCAUACAGAAGUUGCAGAAGCUACUGUCUGACCGAGACCCUGUUUAUCUCGCUCGGGCGUAUGCUGAUCGCGCCCAUGCGAUUCGCCACUUUGAACAGGACGUUCGUCCUUUCAGUUACACGGCCUUCAUCAAGAAGGCAGUCGAGAUCGGAGCUGAGACCGACGUCCCAGAAAAGGCUGAAUGGAUUUUCGACUACGGCCUCGCUCUUUACCGCAGAGACAGUCAGCUAGUUGCAGGACAAGCAGCAAUGGCAGUGACAGAACCCAGCUUCAAGGAAGCCAUCGUGUGCUUUGCCUCGGUCACAGAAAUGGUGGAUGCUCCGCCGGCCUAUCGCGCCCUGUCUUGGGUGUUUAUGGGAAUUCUCUUACGGACCAAGACAUCAAGAUCCCUUGGACAGGCCUUACUCGAUACUACUCACCUCCAUUCAUAUACGUCUAUGGACUGUUAUGAGCAGGCAUUGUCACUGCAGCCUGAUCAUCACAUUGUGCUACGGCGAGUUGCCUCUGAACUAACCUUGAUGAAGCAGUUCGACCGUGCAGAGAAAAUGUUCCAAAAGUCAAUUGAAAAGGAAGCUUCGUGGUUCGGACAUCGCCACUUAGGUUUGCUGUACCUAGCUAUGUACGAGGAUGAUUAUGGUAAGGAUUCGAAAGUAACAUCGGAACAACAACUCAGUCUACUAGCGAAGGCUCAAGAGCAAUUUCAGACAGCACUGCAAUUCAAGCAGGUCCACGCAGAUCAUUCUGAUCUAGGUUACAUAGCCUUUCUCAGAGGUGAUUACGACACAGCCGUUCAAGAAUUCAGUCUUGCAGUGCGGUCUAGCCAUGACGACAAUUUCGACAUCGCCGAAACACACUCAAGGUGGGCACGGUGCCUCAAGAAAAUGGGCGAAGAAGAGGGCGCACUUCUGCAGCUUUCAGAAGUUCAGAAAGCCCAGAAGAGACUGCAAAAGCAGGUUGAGAUCUUACAAAAUAUCUUUACGCACAAUCACGGAAUCAACUGUUGUGGUUUUGAAUGCGACUUAUCACGAUUUGACUACUGCUCUUCCGAGCGACAAGGAUUCGUGAACAUUUUAUCCGAGAAUCAAUGUGCUUACAUCAAUCCUCUUUCACCUCUUCUGCACCGUCAACCCAGCUCGUACAAGUUUGAUUUCUUCGUCAGCUUCACCCACAUCGACCACAAAUGGACAGUCUCGUUCGUGAAGAGACUGGAAAAGGAUUUCGACGUCCGAGGUUGCAUUCGCUACCGUGAUUACGCGUACGGUGCGACCAUCGCAGAAAACAUCGCUGAGAACAUCGACGAAUCAUAUCGGAUAAUUUUGAUCUUGAGUCCCGAUUCGCUCAGGGAUCACUGGUGCCGUUAUGAGCUUCAGAGAGCGCACAUCGAAACCCUGAAGAGAAGAUGCAUCGUACCUGUACUGUUGCGGACGUGCAAACUCCCCCGAGAAGUGGAGAAUCUCACGCACAUCAAGUGUAACCGGGGCCAGUUUGCAUUGGAGGACUGGUAUCGGCUUCGAGAAACUCUUCGACAAGACGAGAAGAAGACCAAGAUGAACUUUGACAGUUGACUAUCUGUACCAACAUCUCAUACUGAGAUGGGAUCAGAAAUACAAUCUGGUUUUAAACGAAUUCCUGUCAAAUUGAAAAGGACGUUGCGCAAAUAUGUUAUGCAAUAACGUUGGUAACUUUCUCAAUUUCUUUGUCGAAUAGGUUAAAGAACAAUAAUUAGAAAAAUAUAGCAUCCUUGUAAUCAGAUAACCAUGACAAAAAAUAAUAAGCCAUUUUCCCAUAUUUUGACUGCGUAUGCGCAAGAAUCGCUUACCAGUUCACAAAUAUAGGCAACACACAAAAUAAAUAUAGUUUUCAAUCCACCAGUCAAUGAAGCGUCACUUUACUUUGCCACUACUUUUAGCAUGUUCAUCCAAGUCGUGAAAUCAUUUUGCCCGACCCCACCUCCCAAUCAAAUUCAAAAUUCAAAAUCAAUCUUUAUUCGACUCGUAUAAUGUAAAUUCGAAAAAACACACACCCUGUAUGAAUGGAGGUACUU
Lytechinus variegatus (green sea urchin) is the source of this 2201-nucleotide messenger RNA. RefSeq lists its product as uncharacterized. Bases 70 to 1722 code for a protein of 550 amino acids. The record is from RefSeq and is a predicted model, not a curated record. Gene Ontology annotation, biological process: signal transduction. NCBI's taxonomy places the organism in Eukaryota, Metazoa, Echinodermata, Echinoidea, Temnopleuroida, Toxopneustidae. Gene Ontology annotation, molecular function: protein binding. The transcript has a single exon.